Messenger RNA from Pyricularia pennisetigena, 3531 nucleotides. RefSeq lists its product as uncharacterized. NCBI's taxonomy places the organism in Eukaryota, Fungi, Ascomycota, Sordariomycetes, Magnaporthales, Pyriculariaceae. Gene Ontology annotation, biological process: ubiquitin-dependent protein catabolic process; protein polyubiquitination. Bases 1 to 3531 code for a protein of 1176 amino acids. The record is from RefSeq and is a predicted model, not a curated record. Gene Ontology annotation, molecular function: protein binding; ubiquitin protein ligase activity. The transcript is spliced from 3 exons.
AUGUUCCCAACCUUUACGGGAAACUCGAGACGUCCACGAAACGUCAAUCUUAGCGGGCAAAAGAGCGAUCCAUUUGCUGGGACAGCCUGGGGCUCGGCCGCCACGAGCGGUCCUUCCAAGUCUGUCUCAGAAGCGCAGGCAGACCGACAGAGGAGGCAACGUGAAAGAGACAGGCUCAAGGCAGCACAAAAGAUACAGAGGCUAUGGAGAGGUCAUAGGGAGCGCCAGGCCGUGAGGACCACGCGCCGGCAAGCCUUUGAUGCCCUCUUUACAGACGAGGCGCUGGCAGAGAACCCGGAAGAGAGACUGCAGCGGGCAUUCCCAUUACUUCUAGAUGUAUACAACCUCUCCAGGGACGAUGAUUACCAACGUCUUUGCAUUCUUUCACCAGAUUUGCUUAGGGUCGACCACAUACUCUCCACCCCGGACCUUCAGUCAAGACACAGGCUCAAGCGGCUUGUCGGCAUCAUUGUCACAUCUUUGAACCGGAAGAAAGAUGACGAUGACCGGAGCAACUUGUUGCUGAGAGUUCUGGUUCGGAUAAUCGAAUCACAGCCAUCCUUGGCUCUUGAUCAUGUUGACUCUUACUACAAGGUUCUAGCAACACUUUGUCGUCAGGCCAUUGAUACAGAUCCGACUGAGAAAGAUCUUCUACAGCGUGCCAUCACUGCACCACUGAUAGACGGUGCCGGUAGACCAGGUCCCGAAUCACAAGUGGUAUACAGCGCUUUUGUUCUUGGGUUUCUCACGGAACCAGACCUGGCACUCAUUGAACAGGAUCCAGCUCUCAUUGGGAACAGGGUUGAUCCUAUCAAACUCUCAUCGGCAGUCCUAGACGCCUCGAUUAAAGCUACGGCUGCUGGCGUCUCCAAAAAGGGCUUGCUGUGGCUUCUUGCACAUUUUAUUGACCUGCAACGUACUCAGUCACGAGCAAAUCGCAGUUUCACUGAUAUCAAAGCCAUGUACAAUCUUCUAAGCAGCCUGGCCAGCACAAUCAACACCCGCCUGGGUGCUAGCUCAUCUACUACCGUUUCCGGUAGUGGCAAUGAUAGCGAUUCGGAAGAAUCUCGUCUGCCAAACCACGUCACUAAAAAUCUACUAUCACUGGUCGACAGAAAGGAGGUCUCUAGCCUCUUGGAAAAAUUCGCUGCUAACUACGCCGAAACAUCAUCAUCUGGGGCCGUGCAAGACGCCAGUGUUUUGGCCGGCUACAUAUUGGUGCUUAUUCGGUCUUUUCCAAAUAAAAGUGAUGACAUUCGAAUGCGACUUUACUUGGCCGACUUUCCAUGCCAGGCUGGCAAGUUACCCGCCAUCAAGUUGUUCUGGGACGCGGCUGUCAAGACUCAAGUUUUCAGCCGCAUCAUAUCAAACGAGAACUCGACGCUCAACUUCCUCCUUCAACGUAACUAUUUCCAAUCAUCUUCGGCAACCGGCAGCGACUCUACCUGGGACUCUGAGUGGCGGACAGUUCUUCUCUUCUUAGAACUCUACGUCUUUAUACUGAGGCUCACAGAUGACGAGGACUUCUUCAAUGGACUAACCGGACGAAGUCUGAAUACGAAGCCGGCCUCACGUGUCAGUUACUGUACUCUGCCACUAGAAGAUUUGAAGAAACUCUCACUGUUUCUCAAAAAUCUCGGGUUUACUCUGUACAACAAUGCGGCUGAACUCCUGAGGGCGGACAGUACGACCAGCAGGCCUCGCCCCACGACGGAUCAAACGUUCAGCCAAUCUGCUUCCAACUCCAAAUCACGUCGCCCUGACCCACCAAGCUUCAGCGUGAUAUCGGGGAUAGACUAUGGGGAAUUCAAGAAAAUAGUCCUCACGGCUGUGCGUAUGCUGUAUGAGCGCGAUUCAAGGCGUUCGUUCUUGCCGUCUGGUCAUUGGCUGAUGACGUCGAGAUUCGACAUGGAUGGUUUUACCGCGGCGGUGGUUAUGGAAGAACAGAGACAGCACGAGUUGCGGGAGAACAGCAGUGAUGACGAAGAGGACGACGACGACGACGAGGUCGAAAUGCCAACUGCUCCCCCAUCACAACCAGUGGCGCAGACAUGGGCCGGUCAGCGUCGAUCGCGGCACGCUGCAGUAGAAGAGUACCGGAGCCGACAGCAGAAGGUGGCGAAUGCCAGGAUGAGAGAGUUCUUGGCACCAAAGCUGGAAGUGCUUCGAAACAUGCCGUUUUCUAUUCCUUUCGAAACCCGCAUACGAAUCUUCCGGGAUUUUGUGCAUCUUGACAAGGAGAGGAGGCGCAAGGGGCACGUCGAUCCAGACCAGUGGCGUCAUCACAUGAUGACGGCAGACGGGUUCUCGAACCCUUUCGAGGCAAACCAUCCAGGAGGAGCCAUCAGCAAGCAUCAUGCAAAGAUCAGCCGCGGCAGCAUGUUCGAUGACGCCUUUGAACAGUUCUGGGGUCUAGGGCAAGGGCUAAAGGAGCCGAUACAAAUCACGUUUGUGGACCAAUUCGAUACCGUCGAGGCCGGAAUUGAUGGUGGCGGUGUGACCAAGGAGUUCCUGAUCAGUGUCACCACUGAGGCUUUCAGUAGUAAACACAACCUGUUCGUCAGCACGAAGGAAAACGCGCUCUAUCCGAACCCUUCCUCGCUGGACCAGCUCCAGGACUCGAUGAGGAGGUCGGGUAUAUCUGAAGGCGGGGACGAGUGGAGGUUGAAUAUAAGAAAGCUCCUAGCACACUACGAGUUUCUCGGUCGGAUCGUUGGAAAAUGCAUGUACGAAGGCAUUCUUGUCGACAUUGCCUUUGCGGGGUUCUUUUUGCUCAAGUGGUCUGCGGCGGCUACUGACCACGGCUACCGAGCCAACGUCAACGACCUUCGGGAGAUGGAUGAAGAGCUGUAUCAAGGUCUUUUGCGACUCAAGAGCAUGGACGAUGUCUCGCAGCUGGGACUGGACUUUACAGUAACGGACCAAGUCUCCCUUACCGAUGAUAGAACAGUCACCGUGACGAGAGAGCUGAUACCCAACGGCAAGAACAUCACCGUGACCAAUGAGAAUCGACCUCUUUUCAUCUCAUACAUGGCAAGGCACCGACUCGUGACGCAGUCAUACCAGCAAACACAAGCCUUUCUGAGGGGUCUUGGCACCAUUGUGUCUCCGUCAUGGCUGUCCAUGUUUAACCAGACGGAGCUGCAGUGGCUUGUGGGCGGAGAGCAAUCGGAGAUCGAUGUCUACGACCUACGCAGGCAUACUACGUACAACGGCGUCUAUACCAUCGGGGACGACGGAGAGGAGCACCCCACGGUCAAGUUGUUUUGGCAGGCAAUGCACGAGUUUCAAGACAGCGAGCGGCGCGACGUGCUCAAGUUCGUGACUUCGACGCCCCGUGCGCCUUUGUUGGGCUUCUCGCAGCUGGUGCCUUCCUUUACCAUUCGGGAUGGCGGGUUGGAUCUGACGAGGCUUCCAAGCGCAAGUACCUGUGUCAAUCUGAUGAAGCUGCCACAGUAUCAGACACUGGAGCAGCUCAAGACCAAGCUGAAAUAUGCGAUAUCAUCAAAUGCUGGGUUUGAUCUCAGUUGA